Hirundo rustica (Barn swallow) is the source of this 1450-nucleotide messenger RNA. RefSeq names its product anaphase promoting complex subunit 10 (gene ANAPC10). Bases 70 to 402 code for a protein of 110 amino acids. Gene Ontology annotation, cellular component: anaphase-promoting complex. NCBI's taxonomy places the organism in Eukaryota, Metazoa, Chordata, Aves, Passeriformes, Hirundinidae. Gene Ontology annotation, biological process: protein K11-linked ubiquitination; anaphase-promoting complex-dependent catabolic process. The record is from RefSeq and is a predicted model, not a curated record. The transcript is spliced from 5 exons.
CGGCGCGCGCGCACUGCGGGCCCUCCGCGGCGGCGGCGGCUGUUCCCGGCGGGAUCAGGUGGGAAAGAAAUGACUACCCCAAACAAGACCCCACCUGGUGCUGAUCCAAAGCAGUUAGAGAGGACCGGGACUGUUAGAGAAAUAGGCUCACAAGCAGUCUGGUCUCUUUCAUCCUGUAAGCCAGGGUUUGGAGUGGAUCAGUUACGAGAUGAUAAUCUAGAAACUUACUGGCAGUCAGAUGGAUCACAGCCUCAUUUGGUGAACAUCCAAUUUAGAAGAAAAACAACAGUGAAGACCUUAUGUAUUUACGCAGACUACAAAUCUGAUGAAAGUUACACUCCAAGCAAAAUCUCUGUCAGAGUAGGAAAUAAUUUUCAUAAUCUCCAGGAAAUCCGGAAAUGAAUCACCACGUCAUUUUGACUUUCAUCAGCUGCAAAUUCUGCCUUUCCAUCUUCCUAAUUGUACCAUAGCGAUUUGGGAGCUGCGCAGCGUCUGAGGAACGCAGCUGGAUCCCUUCCGCUCAGGCUGCGGCUCAGUUUCCCGAGUGUCCACUAGAUGUCAAUGUUUGCCUUAAUUAUCACUUAGAUUUUUGCACUUUUCUCUGCCCUUUCAAUAGCUAAAUGAUUAUUAUCCUUUCUGUAGUCAUGCUUAGUACAGCACUAGACAACUCACUGCCUAACUUAAGUUUCUCAUACAGUGGUAAGCUCUUACUCUUGAGGGUAUGUGUGUUAUUAACAUAUUAAAGAUCUGUAAAGCAAUAAAAGUAUUACAAGUGCAUUAGUUUUCUCCAGUGUCUCAGGCAGUAUUUCUUUAGCUCUUUUCUUGCCAAACACGGGAUUCUAUGCAUAAUGUAUGUAGUUAAAAAUGGUACUUCUGUAUGAUACCAGUUACUAGCAUUUUUUAUGGUAUAUGAAUGUGACUAUAAUGUGAUGCAUGGCAGUAAUUCUUAUGCAUACCACAUGCUCAUGUGCUUUUCUUUUGCUUCCAAAUUGAGGAGAAAAUAUGGUCAUGCUUCUUAUUAAUGAGAUACAAUACACCGAUGCUGUAAAAUGCUUGUGACUGUCAUCACCAUGAUGUUACAUGUUGCUGUCAAUUUUCAUAUUUCCUAAACUGCUUGAUACUGUUUCUUGAAUUUUCCUUCAGUCCCAAAAUUUUCUUCAGCUUCCCUGACACAUGGGGAGAUUAUUAAAGCAGUGUGAACUGUUAUGAGCUCUUUAUAGAAAUCUGCUUAAUUAUACAAUGAUUCCAUUGGCUUCAGUACUGAUUAACUGGGUGGAAAAUCAGGCUAAAGCAUUUUAUAUUUUUCCAUGGAUGCUUGCCCAACUCACAGUGUCUAAUGAACAUGUUUUCUUUGCUAAUGGUCUAAUUUUCAAUACAAUGCAAUAUGCUGUUAGGCUAAACUUUGUCACAAAUAUAAGAACAGCUUUAGUUUGUAUUCUAGUAUGUUUGC